UUGGUAAAUGAUGCGAUUCCAAUUCGCUUCGUAGCACAAUUCCCUGCAUCGACACAGCCCGUGUACGAAUGUUAGGCCAUAAUCGGAGGAGGGCUUCUCUAAGUGAUGAGCUUGGGGACCGUUGCUUCCACCGCAGGGCACUUCAUUGGGGAUGAAGUGCCUGAAAGAAGUAAAAUAUACUGCGGGCCGUAAAGCUGCCACAAGAAUAAAGAACAGAACUAAGAAAUACUUCAAGUUUGGCGACAAUUUCGGCUUGAUUGAUUCCGCAUCGCUUGUUGACUCUCAGGACGUAUGAUGAGGACGGGGUCACGAGGAUAUGCCCAAGGAGUUCGAUCUUUGGUCUGAGUUCAAGAGUAACGUUAAAAGAGGCCCCUCUGAAGCUUAGUUCUCGUAGCCGACAGAAGCAGUGAAACACACUUGAAAAACUGAUCAUACACCGAGGGCUGAAAUGUGUUAGUCAAUCUUGGCCGACAAUGCUAUUCAUGAAGGAUGCGGUGAACGACGUAUCAGCUCGCAGCUACCGGGCCGGCCAGGGUUCUAACCCCAAUUUGUGCCACUCCAAGUGCAGAAGCCGAUAUUGGAACUAACGCGCAAAGUUGAUAACAAAUCAGGGAAUUCUUAUUCUGUAUUUCUCUUCUCGAAGACAUUAUCUCUCGGCUGUCCGCGCGUUCUCAAGAUGUUUGAAUUGAAGCAGUUACUGUUCCCAACAUUUUGCGCCAUUAUUAUUUUCCCUUUCACUUUAGACCUUCCGACUGUAAGCUCAGAGACUUUGUCGGUCUCUUCUAGAUGGAUCGUGGAUCAAUCAGGGGCAAGGGUGAAGCUUGCUUGUGUGAAUUGGGCUGGUCACUUGGAACCAAUGCUGCCAGAAGGUCUGGAUAAGCAGCCUAUUUCUAACAUCACGGACUUGAUAGUGUCAUCUGGUUUCAACUGCGUACGAUUGACUUGGGCUACAUAUAUGUUUACGAGAGCAGAAUUUGGAGGACAAACUGUGGGGCAAUCGCUGAGCUCUUUUGGACUGCAGGCAGCACUUGAUGGAGUUACAAACUACAAUCCGAACUUCACUCAGCUGAGUCUUACAGAAGCAUACACUGAAGUCGUCUCAGAACUCGGUAAGAAGGGAUUGAUGAUUAUUCUGGACAACCAUGUCAGCAAGCCUAGUUGGUGCUGUGGAUACUCCGAUGGGAAUGGAUUUUGGGGAGACCAGUUCUUUGAUCCUGCCGAGUGGUUGAUGGGUUUAGAGGCUGCUGCCAACUUAUCACUGGAUCAUAACAAUGUCAUCGGCAUUGGUCUUCGCAAUGAACCUCGCGGCCCUCGUUCAAAUUCUGCUGACUGGCGGAAAAAUAUAGAGAGCGGUGCUGAGACUGUUCACAAGGUGAAUGAUCAUCUUCUUGUAUGCGCUGGAGGGUUGAGUUUUUCGGCAGACCUUUCAUUCUUGUUUCGUGAGCCACUGACAUUCAGCACCCCUUCUAUCCGCCAAAAGCUGGUUUACGAGCUGCAUUGGUACUCUUGGUACUCGGGCUUGCCUUAUGGCUCUGGGAAUCUCAAUCAGAUUUGCUCCAGCGACAUGAAGAGAGUUAUGGAUGCAGUUGGCUUUUUACUUACUCCCGAUCAGCCAUAUACCUCACCUGUCCUGGUCUCAGAAUUCGGCCUUGAUCAGGGUGGGCGCGACCCUACAGGAAAUCGCUUCUUUGAUUGUUUCAUGACGUUUGCUGCAAAGUUGGAUCUAGAUCACGCUCUGUGGGCUCUUCAGGGUUCCUACUAUGAACGGAAUGGUGUUCGGGACUUGGAUGAGACUUUCGGAUUAUUGACACAUACUUGGGAUGCAGUACGGAAUCCUGGAUUCGUUCAACGACUAGGAGCUCUCAAGUACCCUUUGCCCAGCCCAGUGACUUUCGGUUUCACAACAUAUUCUGCGAUUUUCCACCCGGCAACUGGCUUGUGCGUAUCUGCCCGUGCUAAUACCAGCUUGGUGCUUUCUUCGUGUGGAAGGGGCUCAAGUGUAUGGUCGUAUGAUACCACAACAUUGAUGAUCAUAUUUUCAGAACGUUCAGUCAUAUCAGCUCCAGGUGAAGGAUUCCCUGCGGUGGUUACGCAUGACGCUGGCUGCAAGGGGUGUCAGUGGAACGUUGUUGGCGGUGCCCAACUCCAGCUGCAAAGUCAGGUUGGAGAUAAAUUCUUGUGCUUGGAUGGGACAUCAGGAACAGAUAUUACUGCCGAGACUUGUCUUUGUCUAGAAAGCUCCCAGUGUGUGAAUUCAGCUCAGGUACCUACUUCUCAAUGGUUUCAAUUCAUCACAAUGCAAAGCUCGCAAGCGGGAGUUACUAUCUCGUCCGCGUAGAGCGAUACAAAGUGUAAAGUCAUUCAGUUUUCCUACCCAUUUCCUGCUCUUGAAGAAUGCUCACAGUAAUCUGAACGCAUGCGUCAAGAGGAUUUUGAAAACAACGACGCACUUGAGUGAUCAAGGUCUGUGGGGCUUUCGACACUCGAGGUUUGCUUUGUACAGUACUUGGAUAGCCAAUCCUACCGAGCGGGGAUGGGGUCAUACGCCUUACGCAGGUUUGAGUUGUAGAGACAAGUUCGAAGCACCCUGGGAUAUACCGAGAAAGGAAAACAUUAUCAUUGUAUCCACAGGUUACUGCACUUAAAUGCAGGGUAAUCCACUCUGGAACAAACGAAGUUUCAUGAACGUUUGUGGAGAGGGUUGCGAGAGUACUCAAAUUCGUAUACACCAGUGCAUACUUGAAAGUUAUGCAGGCCGAUACAAUUUGGAAAACUUGUAGGCUAUACACUUUACCAUGGCUGUAAUGAAAGGACUUCACGUGCUGAAAGUGAAUCCACAUGUCUCCUACAUCCUGGCCCAUGUGUGUUCUGCUAAGAUAAACAGUGAAUCCCUCCAGCCCUCAAAAUUCGUCAAAUUCUCGCAAGUGUAUGGAGAUAUGCAUACAAGUUGAGUGUUCAAAGUUCUCUUUAAGGUUCCCCUUGAAACUAUCUUGAAUAGAGAAGAGAAUGAUCAAUUCUGGGAUAGCUACUCCAUAUGACGAUGCACAUAUACUUUAAAUUCCGUUUAUUGCCAGACUGCUUUUGCAGUUUUAGAAAAAAUACCCACACAUGGACCCUCAUAUCGAACUCCUGAAUGAUCUUGACAAUGACCCAGGCCAAUACACAGUUGCCGUUGUACAUUUGUGAACUUCUUUGAUGUCUCCGUGCCAGUUGAGCAGCACAUCGUCCUGUAAGACGAAUCUGGACUUGGUCUUCUCCAGAAAGAGAUGCCCAUUCCACUGCUGAGCAAAACCGUCGCGAAACCGUCUGCGCUAGUCAUCGGGAC
Messenger RNA from Marchantia polymorpha subsp. ruderalis, 3325 nucleotides. NCBI's taxonomy places the organism in Eukaryota, Viridiplantae, Streptophyta, Marchantiopsida, Marchantiales, Marchantiaceae. The record is from the annotation of a GenBank genome assembly.